UCGUCUGUGCCACGCCAGACCGUGUGCCCUGUAUCUCCCUUAUCACUUUGUUCCUUUCGUCAUAUGAGGGAGCCUGCCGGCGCGCCCUGAGCUGGCGAUCGACAAACGCGUUUGCGACCUGCCGAUACUCCAGUGCCGUGUUGAGCCGUUUCCCCCUCCCAUUCACUCUUUCCUCCAACACACAAAAUUUCCCCAGCACACAAAAUUUCCUCCAACACAAAAAAGCACCUGCUGCUGAUUGCAUUGUGCUGAUGGGUUUCUCGACGCCGGCUCAGUCCCCUGGCCAGCAGUAUGCGCUCGCGGCUGUGCUGUCACUGCUGCCGACACUCUUCACGGCGCUGCGAUUCUAUGCUCGGAGGCUGAAGAAGAACGCCCUGCUGUGGGACGAUUGGCUGAUCGUGGUGGCGCUGUUCUUCACUUACCUUACAGGCGUGUUCAUGGUUAUAGGUACGGCUUUGGGGAAUCAGGGCCAGCAUAUGAAGUUCGAUGAUCAUGGUCGUCCUGUUUUCGAUGAUCCAAGGUAUAUCUGGUUCUUGAAGAUGCUCUGGGCAGGGCAGCUCAGUCAAAUUUUUGCUAUCGGCCCCACAAAGAUCUCCGUCUUGCUAUUCUACAACAGAAUAUUUCGAGGCCGCACCUUCAACAUCAUCAACUGGGCACUCAUCGCCCUUGUUUCGAUAUGGAUGAUUGGUUACUUCUUUGCGAACCUGCUCGAGUGUGUCCCGAUUUCGCAUUCCUUUAUCAAUGCGCCGGGCAUAAACCUCGACCGCAAACACUGUAUCGAUGCCGUCCCGAUGUACUUGUCGCAAGUCUAUUCGGAUCUAGUCCUUGAUGCUCUGAUUCUGAUAGUGCCUCUUCCUCUAAUAUGGAAGCUGCAUCUACCAGUGAAGCAGAAGAUAGCAGUGUGCUGCAUCUUCCUGCUAGGAAUCAUGGCUGUAGCAGCAAGCUGCGCCAAGAUGAUCAUCUUCAACUUCGUCGGCCACCAACUCGAGCUCGAGCCCGACGUAUCCUACUUCCUCACUCCUAUAGUUUACUGGCCAAUGAUCCAAGCCGCACUUCAGAUCAUCGGCGCAUGCUUACCAAUGCUGCGCCCGCUCAUCCCGAGCGUCCAAGGAUCCGAGUCUGGCAGUAGUGGACGAAAUCGGUCUGGAUACAUCAUCAGCGAUGAUAGCAGUAGGAAGAUUCCUUCGUCUCACGAAGGGAUGUACUCAUCGACGUCUUCGUAUGGGAUGUAAGAACAAGGUCUCGAAAACUGUAUCAAGGUGCUCAAGCUAAUGUUCGAGUCAUAGGGAUACUAUAGUGCAAAGAACGAGUAUAGAGCAUCUACCAUUGAAGACGUGGGAGGCUCUGAACACGGUGCCGUCGAAGGGAAUCCUGGUGGAGAGGGCAUUUGAAACGCGGUCUAAUGGUGACGAGGAAAGUGUGCAUCGGGCAUGAGAAUCA
Mytilinidion resinicola is the source of this 1440-nucleotide messenger RNA. RefSeq lists its product as uncharacterized. The transcript has 7 exons. Bases 252 to 1232 code for a protein of 326 amino acids. Lineage: Eukaryota; Fungi; Ascomycota; Dothideomycetes; Mytilinidiales; Mytilinidiaceae. The record is from RefSeq and is a predicted model, not a curated record.